Molecule: messenger RNA, 3410 nt
Organism: Lates calcarifer (barramundi perch)
Lineage: Eukaryota; Metazoa; Chordata; Actinopteri; Centropomidae
Product: fucosyltransferase 7 (alpha (1,3) fucosyltransferase)
Exons: 2
Coding region: 323-1381 (352 amino acids)
Cellular component (GO): membrane
Molecular function (GO): alpha-(1->3)-fucosyltransferase activity
Source: RefSeq, a predicted model, not a curated record
CUUCCUCAGUGCACACAUGCAGCAAACACCCGAUAAUUAAUUACUUGUUUUUGCAGAGUGCUGCCAAAGAGAUAAAGGAGACUAGAAGAAGGCAGACUUUACUAGAAGGCAGGAACUGAUAGAGAGGGUGGGAGCAGGUAACACAGUGCAGAGUUCAAAUCAUAUACAGCUCAUUUACACGCAGAACCACACCUCAGCUUCCUUAAAAGGGGCGCAUUUCUGGUUUUUAGACGCCUUAAGCUGAGCAUCAUGUUCAUACCAACUGCAACCUUCAGUAGUGACUGAGGAUGGAGCACAAACCACUCAUCUUGUGAUCAGGGUGAUGCUAACACUAAAAAGACCGAGUAAGGGCACCCUCCUCUUCUUUCUCUGUGUAUUACCACUGUGUCUACUCAAUGGAGGGCUGACAGGAUUCCAGAGAGCCGGAAAUGCCACCACCUGCUUUAACUGCAGCAGCAGCAGAGAUGUGACCAUCCUGCUGUGGUACUGGCCAUUCGGCAAGUCAUUCAGCCUGGAGGGUGAUGUGUGCUGGGACCGUUACCGUAUCCCUCGCUGUAGAUUGGUGGACCAGCGCUCCCUGUUUUCUUCAGCUGAUGUGGUGGUCUUCCACAACAGAGAGCUGGUACAGGGCCGCCAGAAGCUGCCCUUAGACCUUCCACGGCUGCAGGGUCAGAGGUGGGCAUGGAUGUCUCUUGAGGCCCCUGUUUACAACGGAAACUUGCGGCAGUAUGCAAAUAUCUUCAACAUGACCAUAACCUACAGGAGGGAUUCUGAUAUCACUGUACCCUAUGGUGAGCUGCUACCACAGGAGACUGGAGAACAUCUGGUGGAAGACAUCCCCCUGAAUAAGAGCUCUCUGGUUUGUUGGGUGGUCAGCAACUACAGGAGACAACACAAGAGAAGCAAAGUGUACCAUGAGCUCAAUGCUGCAGUUCCAGUGAAGGUUUAUGGGCGCUGGACACGGGCAUACCUCCCCUCUAGUGCCCUCUUACCUACAAUUUCUCACUGCUACUUCUAUUUGGCUUUUGAAAACACAAUCACCAAAGAUUAUAUUACAGAGAAGCUGUGGAGGAAUGCUUACCAAGGUGGAGCAGUGCCUGUUGUCAUGGGACCGCCACUGAGCAAUUAUGAAGCUGUGGCCCCUCCAAAUUCUUUCAUCCAUGUUGAUGAGUUUGCAUCUGUAAAAGAUUUAGGAAAGCAUCUACAACAGCUGGCAGAGGACAAGAAACGGUACAGUGAUUAUUUUACCUGGAAACAACACUGGAAAGUGAAACUGUACACGGACUGGAGAGAGAGACUGUGUAAGAUCUGCUUACAGUACAACAGUUUACCUCAGCAUAAAGUUUACUCUGACCUAGAGGCCUGGGUAAAUGGCACUUAAGCUUGCAUAGUUGUGGUGAAUUUUGAAUUUUAUGUGUGUGUAUAUAUAUAUAUAUAUAUAUAUAUAUAUAUAUAUAUAUAUAUAUAUCAUUCUAUGAUUGGUAAUGCAUUUCUGUAAAAUGAAUACAAAUAGUAAUAAUCAGAAAAAUUUUUACUGGAAAAAUAUAAUGAAUCACAUCCCUGAGAAUCUGAUCCAACAUUUAGAAAUUUUGUCUAGAACAUGUCCACCUGUGGUAAAAAAAAAAAAAUUGAAUAGACUGGAGACACCUGUGUGUACAAGUUAAAACCAUCUCUAAAGCUUUGACUGUUCCCAGGAGCACAUCAGAUGCUUAAUACCAUCCCUAUGGUGAAGAAGGUGAUGGCAGGAUCAAGCUGUUGGAGUGUGGCAGGGACAUGGGUCAGAAUUGAGGGAAGAAUGAAUGCAGCCAAAUACAUACAAGUGUGCAAAAAGUGAACUGGUCUGAAUACUUUCUGAAGCCACUGUGUCUGCACAUAACCAACACAACUAGCAUGCUUUAACUACUUCAUAUUAAGAACAUUGACCAAGUGAUGUAAAUCUCUAGCACUUUAUACCAAGCACCUGACCUCUCUGUGGUUAGUCAAACAUUACAAGAAAUACAAGAAAUACACAUAUUUACAUUCUUGCUGCGUGAUAUGUAGUAUGACAGCAGCCAACUGAUUUAGCUUUCCACAGAGUGCUUCCCAAAAUGUUGAACUGUUCCUUUAAAUUUCACUGGUAUGGACACAGGCCCACUCUGUACAUCCAGGCUUGAACACAUGUACUGUAAAGACAAAUGGCAAUUGAAAAGCCUAUAUUUGAUGUUUUUACCUGCAUUCUGUCUUUUAAAAUGUUAGACAUUUCAUGUUUGGUCAGUUAUACCUUUUCUGUUUAUUUCAUGACUUUCACCCCUUCAUAAUAAAAAUUAUUAAACUCAGAAAUAGUAUGUCUCAUUUCACACACCUCAAUGUCUUUAAAACUAAAAAACAGGAUGUAUGUUCCAUUUACUGUGCGUAAUGAUUCAGUUUUCUGACAUGACUCAUUUAGAUCAAAGAAACUAUCAUUUCAGUUCCUCAGUCUUGGUUGCUGUAGAAUUUAAUCAAAAGUGGUUGUAAAUCGACAUUGUCCUGGUGGAGUACUACAGAGGCACAACAAAGAAGAAUUUACCUUUGGUGAAACAUGCAAAAUUUACUGGGGAAAGGACAAUUACAGUAGUUUGCAUAUACAAAAGUUUCAAAAGAAAAAGGGUCAGUUUUACUUUAUGCAGAGAUAACAUUUAGGGUUAAGGUGUUUUGAAUGAAUACAUCUAAGUGUGGCUAACAUUUCAAUAAAUUAGAAUUCAUUUACAAUCUGUUGAGAAAAUGUGUUAGAUUAAAAACUAAUGGCUAGAGUUGAAAUCAUGACUGCACUCUUUAAGAAAAUAUGCAAGUCACUAAUGUUAUAAGGGAAGAUCAGCUUACCAUUAAUACUGAGGCAACUCUAGUACAACCAAACAUUAUUCCAAUGUUUAUGCUUGAUCUUGCUAAUAAUUUCAUGGUCACUUAGAGACAUGUGAUGUAUCGCAAAGGAAAAUAAGUGACAUUUAACAUCUUCAUUUCUAUGAUUAUGGUCAUCGGAGUAAAAGGUAACUUCUUAAAAUACAACUCCAGUGAGCAUUCAAGACUUGACUUAGUAUUGUUAUUCAACAUUAACAUAAAAACCCUUCACAAUAAGAUCAAAAUGAGGUAUUUGAAAACAGUUUGUAAACUUGACAAUGGUUGAUCAAGUCAGGUCAGACAUUUAUCCCAUUGCCAUUCACCUGAGACAUUAAGAGUAAAUAAAAAUAUUGACAAUGUGCAAAUGGCAGACUUGGCAGCUAAGCCAAUGAGUACAAAACAUCUGUCACACUCCCGGAAAAUAUUCCUUUGAAUCUCACCAUCUCAUGUUGCUGCUAAAAAUAUUUGCUCAGGAAGUCAAUGACAGUCAUCAACUGCAGGACAAAAAUUUGGGUUUAGUAUACAAACAGGACAUUAAAAAAAAAAAAAGAAGAUAA